Molecule: messenger RNA, 1061 nt
Organism: Papilio polytes (common Mormon)
Lineage: Eukaryota; Metazoa; Arthropoda; Insecta; Lepidoptera; Papilionidae
Exons: 4
Coding region: 24-701 (225 amino acids)
Source: RefSeq, a predicted model, not a curated record
UCGAAUUGAAAGGUUAUUUAAAAAUGUUGAAUUUGAAACGUUUUCUUGUACUGUCUUUGGUAUGUUGUUUUGUAAAAACAUGUUUUUCGUAUGAUGGGGAAAAUGGCUACAAGAAACUGUCACGUCGGAAACGAUACGUCUCUUUUCCUGAAGGCUCGAGUUUUUCGUGUGCUGGAUGUAUGACAGUUGGUUUAAUAGGACAACCAGCGCCUUCUUCAGCCCCGGGAACCUUUACAUUCGGUCUUAAUUGGGGUAUAGCUUACGAGCUGCCUAACACUACUGAGACUGCACAAUUCUUUCGCAAAAAGUAUAGAAAACCAGUCGCUCAACGCAGAAGUAGACGACAAUUAUAUGAGAAAAUGGAACUGAUACUUGACAAUAUGGGAUACAACGGUCGCCAAUGUAUCUUGAAAACCUUAUGCGAGACAACACAACGUAUCGUGCCUCACAGUGAAAACAUGGUAUAUUUUACUCUUUCCUAUUCUUUCAGACUGCCUUUGACGAAGGUCCUCAAAACGGAGCCCUUACAACAUACGAUAUACGACUCGGCACAUCGUCUUGGUGAAUUGUUGGAAAGUUGUGAUAUCUAUAAAUGUCCGUUGUCGCUAGUGGACUGGGCGCAAGGUUACUAUAACGCCCCGGCGCCUCAAGUCGACACCGCGAGAAGUCCGUGGGCCUUGUUCAGUAGCAACUUUGGUUGAUUUUAGUUUUAGUUAAUUUGCAUUUAAAAUGAUGUAGUACUCAGCUUUGAUAAUGAAAUGUUUUGUUACAGUAGUUUUUUACUAGCGAAAAGAACAUAAUGUAUUUUUUUAAUUGUGUAAGAUUAAGACAGUUCACCUCUAACUAUCCGAUAUAGCACCGACUCGUGUUAGACCGUCCGUAGUCCUUCAUCAAGUGGAGUGUUGAUUUUCUUUGCAAUCGAAGGACCCGACGGGUCCUAAAAUUUGUUGGUGGCGUCACAGGAUAAUUAGACGUUAGUAUUCGAAGUGUAUUUGCCAAUUGUUAAAAAAGUGUUUAAACUAUACAGUUAUAAGGAUUGUUGGAAAUAUAAAUAAAACAAA